UUUAUUUGAAAAAAUUCAUUUUUAUACAACAAAAAUGUUAACCACAUCAUGGAUUCUAGUCAUUACUAUAAUAUGUUACACGACCAUUACGGUCGUAUAUUCAUUACCACAAGGUGCUCCCACCUCAGUGUGCCAAACAAUGUUACCAGCUCACAAUAGUAUACCUCCACAAUCGGAUGUAUCACCAUAUUUAGUAUCGUUACCAGUACAAAAACUAUCCGAAAAUGCUCGGAUGCAAGUUACAAUAGUAUCAUCACAAGGUUUACAUAUUGCUGGUUAUAUGCUGCAAGGACGUCGACAAGAUAAUGGUGAACCAAUUGGAAAAUUUACUGAAGUCUCACCAGAGCUUGGCAAGCAAAUUAAUUGUUCCAAAGAGAAGGAUACCGUUACGCAUGUGAAUACGAAUAAAAAGAGUGCAGUGGUUGUUGAAUGGGAAGCACCUGAAGGAUAUUUGGGACCUGUUAUUUUUAAUUCAACAAUCGCACAAGAUUACGCAACAUUUUGGACAGGAGUUGAAUCAAACCCAGUUGAAAUUGUAAAACGUUCAGCUGGAUAUACACCAGGCAUAUCAACAACACGAGCACCAGUAUCACCGACAACUACACCGUUUAAUUUCGAACCAGAACCAGCAACUGAAUUAAGAACCUCUCAAGAUCCAUUUUAUAAUGGAUGCGGUGAUUCGAAAACAUGUUUUGGUGCCCCAGCUAAUUGUGUUGAACAGCGCAAUUGUAAGGCAGCUGUUGCAUGUACAGUGAAAGGUGAACAAUAUGAAUUUGAGUUGAAAUCUGUACAAGGUGCUUAUGUUGCUGUUGGUUUAUCGGAUGAUGAUAAAAUGGGUGAUGAUAGUACCAUAGAAUGUGUACGUGAUGCAACUGGAUUGGAUGCACAUAUGGGAUAUACGGUGCCACGACCAAAUUUAAAUGCUUUUAGAUUACCAAAUUCAAAAUAUGGAAUCACCAUAAAAAAUGUAAGCGCUGUAGAUGGAGGAAUAUAUUGUCGAGUGGUUCGUGACGCAAAAACAACUGUUCAAGGAAAAUCCUACGAUUUAAUCAACGAUCAAUUUUAUAUUAUGAUUGCCGCUGGUGAUAAAGUCCAUCCAACAAAGGUCAGUUUUCAUUCUGUGGCAUAUGCUGUAUCGGCUGAAAGGAAAUCUUUAGCUGAUGUUUCUGGUUUUACGGCAGCUUCCAAAUUAUUAUUACGUCUUCAUGGUGCUUUUAUGGUUGCCGCAUGGAUUGGAACAGCAUCAAUUGGUAUAUUAUUAGCAAGAUACUUUCGACAAACAUGGGUCAAUAGUCAAUUAUGUGGCAAAGAUCAUUGGUUUGCUUGGCACAGAAUGUUAAUGAUAUUAACAUGGCUGUUAACAGUAGCUGGUUAUGUAAUUAUAUUUGUGGAAUUACAAGCAUGGUCAUCAGAACGAAAUCCUCAUGCAAUAUUGGGAACAGCAACAACUGUUUUAUGUUUCUUACAACCAAUUGCAGCAUUCUUUAGACCACAUCCAGGUUCAUCCAAACGACCAUGGUUUAAUUGGUUACAUUGGCUUGGUGGAAAUGUUGCCCAUAUUUUAGCAAUUGUUACAAUUUUCUUCGCUGUAAAAUUAAACAAAGCUGAGCUUCCAGAAUGGAUGGAUUGGGUAUUAGUAGGAUUUGUUGCAUUCCAUGUUAUAAUGCAUUUAAUUUUAUCCCUCUCAUCCUGGCUCCAGAUAUUGGGUUGUGUAUCAGACCGGCCAUCUGGACAUCGUGUAUCAGCGUUCCCAAUGAAGGAAAUGGGACAACGUGGUAAUUCUGCUAUGUUAGAACGAAAAAUGGAUGCUCCACAUUCAUGUCUAAGAAAAUUCUUAUUAGCUGUAUACAUAAUUGGAAUUGCGUUAAUCGUUACCGCCUUAAUACUCAUCGUUGUGCUAGCACCAAUUGAAGAAACAUUCGAAUCAAUGCAGAAAAGUUUAAACAUGACGUGAAGAUAAAAAAAUAAAUAAAAAAACGUGCCUUAUAAAAAAAAUCAAACAAGAACUGUUAAAUUAUUUAUUUCACAAAUUUAGUCGUAGUUACCAAAUAUUUCGAUCUAUUUGUAGCAUCUGUAAAUUUAGCACCGGUUAAACUUUUUUUCUGUAAUAAGAAACAGAUAAAAAUUUAGAAGGGUUCUAAAUUUACAGAAAAAGCGCGUUAAGAGGAGUAUAUUUUCUAACUACGGCCAAAAACUUAACAUUAAUUUUAAUUUAAUGUCCAGCGAAGGUGCUUAUUACAAUUUUAAUUAAACGAAGAUUUGUUAUCAUGGAAAAUCUAAAUCCAACGCCAAGAUAUUUUUUCGAACAUCGUAAUAAGUUCUCGACAUCCCAAAAUCUCGUCGAAAAUUAUAUCGUUUACUAUGUAAAAACUAUAUUAUUGGAAUUUUUUAAACAAUUUUUUUGUAGAUAUUAUAAAAAUUAUUUUACAUAUCAUUUUAAUGAAAAUGUCCCAAAAAAAAUGUACAAAGAAUUAAUUUGAAAAGAUCCGUUCAUUAGUGAUUUUUAUGGUGCAACCGGACUUACUUAAGAUAUUCGUGUAUUUUGACGUUAAUAUUAAUGUCCUUACUCAGAAUUCAAAGAGGAAAUUUUAUUCUAGAAGGAAAGUUUUCCUUCGUUCUUAAUUUCACAUCAACUUUACUAGAAAGUAGUCUCUUUAUUCGAUUGCUCUAAAUGAAAAUCUUUCUCCAAAAACGUAAAAAAAUUUAUUAAAAAUCGUCUAGACUAGUCUU
Messenger RNA from Chrysoperla carnea, 2730 nucleotides. Its product is annotated as putative ferric-chelate reductase 1 homolog. NCBI's taxonomy places the organism in Eukaryota, Metazoa, Arthropoda, Insecta, Neuroptera, Chrysopidae. Gene Ontology annotation, molecular function: oxidoreductase activity, acting on metal ions. The record is from RefSeq and is a predicted model, not a curated record. The coding region runs from base 35 to 1954 and encodes 639 amino acids. The transcript is spliced from 9 exons.